Colletotrichum aenigma is the source of this 264-nucleotide messenger RNA. RefSeq lists its product as uncharacterized. The record is from RefSeq and is a predicted model, not a curated record. The transcript is spliced from 3 exons. The coding region runs from base 1 to 264 and encodes 87 amino acids. Lineage: Eukaryota; Fungi; Ascomycota; Sordariomycetes; Glomerellales; Glomerellaceae.
AUGAAGCCCGUCGUUGGUGCUGGCGCCGCAUGGCAAUGCACCGUCAUUUCCGUCUUCGGUAUCGUCAUCCUCGGUAUCCUGAGCAUUCUGUUCGCCAAGAACCACCCCGAACUCGUCGGAGGAAAGGAGGACCCUGAGAACGGCGGCGCCGUCGCUGGCACCCUCUUCGUUGCUGUCCUUGUCUACAUUGGCUUCUUCAUCUUCUGCGGCAUCCAGGGCAUGCUCCACAUCCGGGAGAAUCGACGAGGAGCGAUCGCGUUGUAG